CAGUGUCCCUUUGGGCGGGUGUUGUGCUGGCUCUGUCAGCCGAGCAUGGCCCCGGCUGCAGGACAACCCCGCUGGCGCCGCCGUCCUGCCGGGGCCGGAGUUGGGGGGAUGUCCUUGGCCUUCCCUGUGGGCCGGAGGCAAAUCCCCUGCCUGUCCUUCUUGCUUCCUGCCCCAGGCCCUGAGCUGAGGACGGAGAGCCCGGAGGACAAAUCCCCCCGUGAGACCCUGGUGGGAGAGGCCGUUUUGAAGGGCUCCCCGGCGCAGGAAGGCAGCGGGGAGGAAAAGGGCCGGAGAUCCCCCCGCAGGAGGGGCUCCAAAGCCAUCCCAGGGUGCUCUGAGGAGGAAAGAGCCAGCCUGUGCCGGGAAGGCAGCUGGAGCUUGAGGGGGAGCUCUGACCUGGUGGUCCCUGAUCAGCCUCCCAGCAGGGAGAAGCCCUUCAAGUGCUUGGAAUGUGGGAAGAGCUUCACCCACAGCUCUAGCCUCAUCCGCCACCAGCACAUCCACUUUGGGGAAUGGCCCUACUCAUGUGGGGAAUGUGGGAAAAGCUUCAGGGACAGCUUCAACCUGAUCCAGCACCAGCACAUCCACACUGGGGAACGACCGUACACAUGUGGGGAAUGUGGGAAGAGCUUCAGCCAGAGCUCCACCCUCUGCACCCACAAGCGCAUCCACACUGGGAAACAGCCCUAUGUGUGUGGGGAAUGUGGGAAGGGCUUCUUGCACAGCUCCAGCCUCCACAUCCACCAGCUCAUCCACACCGGUGAACGACCCUACAAGUGCUCGGAAUGUGGGAAGAGGUUUCAGACCAGCCACCGUCUCCUCGUGCACCAGCGGACGCACACGGAUGAGAGGCCCUUCCGCUGCACUGACUGUGGGAAGGGCUUCAAGCACAACUCCACCCUCGUCACCCACCAGCGCAUCCACAGCGGGGAGAGGCCCUACAAGUGUGGGGAGUGUGGGAAGAGCUUUACCCGGAGCUCUAACUUGACCAGACACCAGCGGACCCACCACAGGGAGAAGCCCUUCAGGUGCUCGGAAUGUGUGAAAAGCUUCAGGACAAGCACCAACCUCCUCAGCCACCAGCACAUCCACACUGGGGAACGGCCCUACAUAUGUAGGGAAUGUUUGAAGAGCUUCAGGAACAGCUCACACCUCUAUAUCCACCAGCGAAUUCACACCGGGGAACGGCCCUACAAGUGUGGGGAAUGUGGGAAGAGCUUCAACCAGAGCUCCAACCUCCGCGCCCACCAGCGCAUCCACACUGGAGAACGGCCCUACAAGUGCUUGGAAUGUGGGAAGAGGUUUCAGACCAGCUCAGAUCUCCUCGUGCACCAGCGGACGCACACGGAUGAGAGGCCCUUCCGCUGCACCGACUGCGGGAAGGGCUUCAAGCAGAACUCCACCCUCGUCAGGCACCGGCGCAUCCACACCGGGGAGAGGCCCUACAAGUGUGGGGAGUGUGGGAAGAGCUUCACCCAGAGCUGUAAGUUGACCAGACACCAACGGACCCAUCACAGAGAAAAGCCCUUCAGAUGCUUGGAAUGUGGAAAGAGCUUCAGGCAGAGCUGUGACCUCCUCAAGCACCAGCACAUCCACACUGGGGCACGACCCUACUCAUGUGGGGAAUGUGGGAAGAGCUUCAGGGACAGCUCCACCCUCCGCACCCACCAACGCAUCCACACUGGAGAACGGCCCUACAAGUGUGGGGAGUGUGGGAAGAGGUGUCGGACCAGCUCAGAUCUCGUCGUGCACCAGCGGACGCACACAGAUGAGAGGCCCUUCCGCUGCACCGACUGUGGGAAGGGCUUCAAGCAGAACUCCCACCUUGUCACCCACCGGCGCAUCCACACCGGGGAGAGGCCCUACAAGUGUGGGGAGUGUGGGAAGAGCUUUAGCCACAGCUCCCACCUGAUCCGGCACAAGCACAUCCACACAGAAGAACAGCUCGAAGAAGGGAAGCCCUUCAGGUGCUUGGAAUGUGGGAAGAGCUUCAGUCAGAGCUCUCACGUGCUCCGACACCAGGACAUGCACACUGGGGCACGUCCCUACACGUGUGGAGAAUGUGGGAAGAGCUUCAGCCAGAACUACCACCUCCGCACCCACCAGCGCAUCCACAGCGGGGAACGGCCGUACACAUGUGAGGAAUGUGGGAAGAGCUUCAACCGGAGCUUUCACCUUCGUUCCCACCAGCACAUCCACACUGGAGAAUGUCCUUACACGUGUAGGGAAUGUGGGAAGAGCUUCAGUCACAGCUCCACCCUCCGCAAACACCAUCGCAUCCACACUGGGGAACGGCCCUACAAGUGCUUGGAAUGUGGGAAGAGGUUUCCAACCAGGGGCAAUCUCUACACGCAUGAGCGGACGCACAGGGAUGAGAGGCCCUUCUGCUGCACCGACUGCGGGAAACGGUUCAAGGAGAAAUCCCAUCUUGUCACCCACCGGCGCAUCCACACCGGGGAGAGGCCCUACAAGUGUGGGGAGUGUGGGAAGAGAUUCACCCAGAGCUCUGCCUUGACCAAACACCAACGGACCCACCGCAGAGAGAAGCCCUUCAGGUGCUUGGAAUGUGGGAAGAGCUUCAGUUACAGCUCCAACCUCCGCACCCACCAGCACAUCCACAGUUGUGAACGUCCCUACUCUUGUGGGGAAUGUGGGAAGAGCUUUAGGCAGAGCUCCCACCUCCACACCCAUCGGCGCAUCCACACUGGGGAACGGCCCUACUCUUGUGGGGAAUGUGGGAAGAGCUUCAGGGAAAACUCCAAACUCCUCAUCCACCAGCGCAUCCACACUGGAGAACGACCCUACAAGUGUGGGGAAUGUGGGAAGAGCUUCCGCCGGAGCUCCCACCUCCGCACCCACCAGCACAUCCACACCAGGAAGAGGCCCUACAAGUGUGGAGAAUGCGGGAAGAGCUUCAGUGACAGCUCCUACCUCCCCAUUCACCAACGCAUCCACACCGGGGAACGGCCCUACAAGUGUGGGGAUUGUGGGAAGAGGUUUAGGACCACCUCACAUCUCCUCACACAUGAGCGGACGCACACAGAUGAGAGGCCCUUCCGCUGCACCGACUGUGGGAAGGGCUUCAAGUACAACUUUCACCUCAGCACCCACUGCCGUGUCCACACCGGUGAGAGGCCCUACAAGUGUGGGGAGUGUGGGAAGAGCUUCCCCCACAGUUCUACCCUAACCAAACACCAACAAACCCACUGCAGAGAGAAGCCCUUCAGGUGCUUGGAAUGUGGGAAGAGCUUCAGUCAGAGCUCUCACGUGCUCCGACACCAGGACAUGCACACUGGGGCACGUCCCUACACGUGUGGAGAAUGUGGGAAGAGCUUCAGCCAGAACUACCACCUCCGCACCCACCAGCGCAUCCACAGCGGGGAACGGCCCUACAAGUGUGAGGAAUGUGGGAAGAGCUUCAGCCGGAGGUACCACCUCCGCACCCACCAGCGCAUCCACAGUGGGGAACGGCCGUACACAUGUGAGGAAUGUGGGAAGAGCUUCAACCGGAGCUUUCACCUUCAUUCCCACCAGCACAUCCACACUGGAGAAUGUCCUUACACGUGUAGGGAAUGUGGGAAGAGCUUCAGUCAUAGCUCCACCCUCCGCAAACACCAUCGCAUCCACACUGGGGAACGGCCCUACAAGUGCUUGGAAUGUGGGAAGAGGUUUCCAACCAGGGGGAAUCUCUACACGCAUGAGCGGACGCACACGGAUGAGAGGCCCUUCUGCUGCACCGACUGCGGGAAACGGUUCAAGGAGAAAUCCCAUCUUGUCACCCACCGGCGCAUCCACACCGGGGAGUGUGGGAAGAGAUUCACCCAGAUCGGUGUCUUGACCAAACACCAACGGACCCACCAGUAA
Molecule: messenger RNA, 3864 nt
Organism: Pseudopipra pipra
Lineage: Eukaryota; Metazoa; Chordata; Aves; Passeriformes; Pipridae
Product: zinc finger protein 721-like
Exons: 6
Coding region: 46-3864 (1272 amino acids)
Source: RefSeq, a predicted model, not a curated record